This is a messenger RNA of Paramacrobiotus metropolitanus, 802 nucleotides long. RefSeq lists its product as uncharacterized. NCBI's taxonomy places the organism in Eukaryota, Metazoa, Tardigrada, Eutardigrada, Parachela, Macrobiotidae. The record is from RefSeq and is a predicted model, not a curated record. The transcript is spliced from 3 exons. Bases 76 to 702 code for a protein of 208 amino acids.
GCAAAUCGUGGUAUUUUAGCGAAAACUUUGAUGAGAAUUGAUUGUUAGCUGCUGUUGUGUUCACCAGAGAUUAAAAUGGUUGCACCUGUAUUAUUUUCUGGCAUCUUUGGACUGCUGAUUUUGGUGACCUUUACAGGGGUGCAGUGCGGGAGCUGGCUAUCCAAACAGGAUAAUUCUGAAUAUGUAUUGGUUAUCACUUCGGAUACGAGUACAAAAAUCAAUGACCGCUUCGCGAAGUUGGGAAUGGGUGGAUACUACUUAGCUCAUGCUUACAAGUUUAAAUAUCGUCGCGAUACGGCGAUGAAGUACCACGGCAUCCUAUUCAAGUUUCCGAAGGGCGAAAUUGGCACGCUCGCAAAAGUGGUUAAGAAACCUCACGGUCAAAGUAAUUUUCAGAACCCCGGGACGCUCGAAGCCUAUUUCAUCUACAAAAACCUCUCAAGGCUCCCCAGUUAUUUUGAACCGAAUGUGCAAGAGGUAAUUGACCGAGCAAAUCAACGUUGGGAGCGAGUCAACACCUCAAACAAGCCGAAAGACAUCUCUUUUGAUCUAUUGUACUCCGAUACACCGACCGCACGUUUCCCUGGCCCGAUUGUCUUAGAUCAGUCUGGUCGGGAGUUGUUCUCGCAAUACGCCGACAAAAAGUACUCCGUUCCAAAAAUCCCCUCGUCAAAAGGGCAGAAGACGCCUCGUACUAAAUAGGCCUCAAAUGGGGCAAAUCAAUUCAGUUCCUGAAUGCAUCUGUCUACUGUCUUCCCUGCUUUCCUGUCCAUGCACCAGUAAUUCUAAAUUAUGUCCCCAG